Molecule: messenger RNA, 4710 nt
Organism: Mercenaria mercenaria
Lineage: Eukaryota; Metazoa; Mollusca; Bivalvia; Venerida; Veneridae
Exons: 5
Coding region: 54-1133 (359 amino acids)
Biological process (GO): tRNA 5'-leader removal
Cellular component (GO): fibrillar center; ribonuclease MRP complex; nucleolar ribonuclease P complex
Molecular function (GO): ribonuclease P RNA binding; ribonuclease P activity
Source: RefSeq, a predicted model, not a curated record
GUUUCAUCAAUCUGAGCACGUUGUGUAGUUUAUGACAGUUUUGCACGAAAAUUAUGAGUAAUAAGCCGAAGGUUGCUGACCCAACAGAACUGAAAUGGCCAGUAGUAGACAGUGAGAAGGAGAAAACUGUUCUUGAAGUUUUAGAAAAAGUGUUUGCUAAGUACAAGUCAUGUUUGAGGACAAUCAAAAAGCCUCCAAAAUGGAAGAAAAAAGCUGAAGGCGAUAAAGAAGACUGCUUGUCUGAAGAGGAAGAAAGUCUGAGAAAGCAAUUUAAGUCCUGGUUUGUAGUUGGUGCACAGACUGUAAUGAGGAACCUAGAGAGAGACAAAUUGUCCGCUGUUUUGUUAUGGAGUGAAAUGCAGCCAGCAGUACUCCGAAAAGCCCUUCUACACCUGGUCAGUCAGCAUGGAUGUCCGGCAAUUUGUGUGUCUGAUCUGUUGUCCAGUAUACAGAAGUCCUGGCCAGGACUGACCUCAGCUGCUGUGCUUGGUGUUCUGAGAAUGGAGGAACCCAAUGACUUCAAAGAACUUGUUGAAAGUAUUAGAACCAAUGCACCUCAUGUGACUGAUCCUUCAGUGACAGAAGACAAACUGUUAAUUCAAAAAGUCCCAGUCAUAGAACCUGACCAGUCCAAAGACAAACCUAAAGCUGACGCCAAAACUGAGCAGUUUAAAUCUGAUACAAGUAAUGAAACAUGUAACAAACAUUUGUGUCGCCCAGUAGUUGAUGCAACCAAGUACUACAUUUAUAAAUCUGAGACAGACAAAUCUAAAUCGUUUAGUGGACAAAGUUUUAUAGCUUUUGAUGAAGGACCUCAAUGUAAAACCAUCGAAACAGUUAAAGGUAUAAGAGUUAAGAAUGAAAGAAGAGUGCGUAAAAAUCCUGUUACCUUUGGAAUACAACCUUCACUCCUAGGAACAGAUACAGAUAAGGUUGAAAGAAAUAAAAGUGAAGCAGCUUCUAAAGAGACUGACCAUAGCAAAGGAGAUUUUGAAAGAAAUGUUGGAAGUAUGAAGAGAAAAGCGACAGAUAGUGAAACUGGAAUGUACAGUGAAUACAAAGGGAUAAAUGUUAAAAGGUUUCAAAAGAAUAUGCAGAAAAAGAAAAAGAUCAAGAACAAGAAAAAGAAGUGAUAUUUUAUUAAGAGAUGGCAUCUUUAAAAAGAAAUGGCAUGUUAAAUUGGAAAUGUUGCUAACUUGGCAAAUUACUUUAAAAAUGAAAUAAGUGUUUUAAUAACAUAUUACAUUUUGACUGUUCCUCAGUCUUUUAGCUCACCUGAGCAUGAAGUGCUCAAAGGUGAGCUUUUGUGAUCACCCUGUGUCCAUCGCCAUUCAUCUGUUGUCGUCAUCAACAAUUUCACUGUUUACACUCUAGAGAUCACAAAUUUGGCCCAAUCUUAAUAAAACUUGGUUAGAAUGUUACUCUCAAUAAAAUCUUGGACAAGUUCAAUAUUAGGUCAUCUGGAAUAAAAAACUAGGUCACCAGGCCAAAUAACGUGAAAAGCUUGUUAACACUUUAGAGGCCACAUUUAUGAUAUAUAUUCAUGAAAUUUUGCCAGAAUGUUAAUCUUGAUGAGCUUUAGGUCAAGUUCGAAUCUGGGUCAUGUAGGAUCAAAAACUAGGUCACCAGGUCAGAUCAAAGGAAAAGCUUGUUAACAGGCUAGAGGCCACAUUUAUGAUGUAUCUUCCUGAAACUUGGUCAGAAUGUUAAUCUUAAUGAUAUUUAAGUCAAGUUCAAAUCUAGGUCAAGUAGAAUCAGAAACUAGGUCACCAGGUCAAAUCAAAGAUAAGGCUCUAGAGGCCACAUUUAUGUAUAUAUCUUAAUGAAACUUGGUCAGAAUGUUUAACUUGAUUAUCUUGAGGUUAAGGUCAAAUCUGGGCCAGGUAGGGUCAAAAACUAGGUCACCAGAUCAAAUCAAAGGAAUAGCUAGUUAACACUCUAGAGGCAACAGUUAUGUCCAUACCAUAUGAAACUUGGUCAGAAUGUUAAUCUUGAUGAUCUUAAGGUCAAGUUUAAAUCUGGGUCAGGUGGGUUUAAAAACUAGGUCACCAGGUCAAAUCAGAGGAAAAAGCUAGUUAACACACUAGAAGCCACAUUCAUGACCAUAUCUUAAUGAAACUUGGUCAGAAUGUUAACCUUGAUGAUCUUAAGGUCAAAUUUAAAUUUGGGUCAGGUGGGGUCAAAAACUAGGAUGGCAUUUAAAGUUUUGCACACCGAUCUGAAAACUGACUUCAGUGGCCAUGAAUGUGACCUACUGACCUACUUUCUUCAGGUGAGCAAUACAGGGCCGUCAGGGCCCUCUUGUUUAUAAUAUAGGCUUAAAAUUCAUUGACUGAUGGGAUAUAUUAGAAAACUUUGUGAUUAAAUUGGCAUCUUUCAAUUUAGUUCUUUUCAAAAUCACCUAUAAUUGGGUUUAGGUAUGACCCACGUAAUAGUGUACCUCCUUUGGAAGAGUAUUCAAUUCCUACAAUAAAUCUACUUUGACUUAUAUUUUUUAGGGGCGUAGGUUCAAACCCCAUUUGGACCAACUAUUUUUUAGCUAUCCAGAGCACAAAGUGCUCAAGGUGAGCUAUUGUGACCGGUCAUUGUCCAGCGUCCAUCGGCGUGCGUCGUCCGUCGUGCGUCGUCUGUCAACAUUUGCCUUGUGAACACUAGAGGCCACAUUCGUGACCCAAUCUUUAUGAAACUUGGUCAGAAUAUUAGUCUUGAUGAUCUCUAGGUCAAGUCACUCAAGUUCGAAACAGGGUCAUGUGGGGUCAAAAACUAGGUCAGUAGGUCAGAUCAAAGGAAAAGCUUGUGAACACUCUAGAGACCACAUUUUUGACCCAAUCUUUAUGAAACUUGGUCAGAAUGUUUGUCUUGAUGAUUUCUAGGUGAAGUUUAAAACUGAAUCAUGUUGGGUCAAAAACUAGGUCAGUAGGUCAGAUCAAAGGAAAAGCUUGUGAACACACUAGAGACCACAUUUGUGACCCAAUCUUUAUGAAACUUGGUCAAAAUGUUAUUCUUGAUGAUCUCUAGGUCAAGUUUGAAACUGGGUCAUGUUGAAUCAAAAACUAGGUCAGUAGGUCAGAUCAAAGGAAAAGCUUGUGAAAAUCUAGAGACCACAUUUUUGACCCAAUCUUUAUGAAACUUGGUCAGAAUGUUAGUCUUGAUGAUUUCUAAGUCAAGUUCGAAACUGGGUCAUGUGUGGUCAAAAACUAGGUCAGUAGGUCAGAUCAAAGGAAAAGCUUGUGAGCACUCUAGAGACCACAUUUUUGACCCAAUCUUCAUGAAACUUGGUCAGAAUGGUAGUCUUGAUGAGUUCUAGGUCAAGUUCGAAACUGGGUCAUAUUGGGUCAAAAACUAGGUCAGUAGGUCAGAUCAAAGGAAAAGCUUGUGAACACUCUAGAGACCACAUUUGUGACCCAAUCUGUAUGAAACUUGGUCAGAAUGUUAGUCUUGAUGAUUUCUAGGUCAGUUUUGCAACUGGGUCAUGUGGGGUCAAAAACUAGAUCAGUAGGUCAGAUCAAAGGAAAAUGAUUGUGAACACUCUAGAGACCACAUUUGUGAUCCAAUCUUUAUGGAACUUGGUCAGAAUGUUAUUAUUGAUGAUCUCUAGGUCAAGAUUGAAACUGGGUCAUGUGGGGUCAAAAAGUAUGUCAGUAGGUUAGAUCAAAGAAAUAGCUUGUGAACACUAGAGACCACAUUUGUGACUCAAUCUUCAUGAAACCUGGUCAGAAUGUUAAUCUUGAUGAUCUCUAGGUCAAGUUCGAAACAGGGUCAUGUGGGGUCAAAAACUAGGUCAGUAGGUCAGAUUAAAGGAAAAGCUUUUGAACACUGUAAAGACCACGUUUGUGAUCCAAUCUUUAUGAAACUUGGUCAGAAUGUUAGUCUUGAUGAUCUCUAGGUCCAGUUUGAAUCUGGGUCAUGUGGGGUCAAAAACUAGGUCAGUAGGCCAGAUCAACUCUGGUGAGCGAUAUAUAGAGCCAUCAUGGCCCUCUUUGUUUUCCUUUUAUUCUGUUUAUUCCAUUUUUCUAGUAAGAUUUUACUUUUUUUUCAAGACUUAUCAUUGAUAAUUGUACAAAAGUGAAUUUUUUUUCAUUUGAUGAUUGAUUUCUUGCUGUUCAAAGUGAAUUUACCUCUGAAACAGAAGGGGAUAGAGUAAGACAUAUUUAGAAAUACUGAGUUACGUACGGUAAAAAUUCUCUAUUUUGCCUUUACUCUUUAGAUUACAUAUUGUGGAAGAAAUGUAGGUAAGUUUUACUUCUGCUCCAAGAUUAUUUUUGAAUGAAGUGAGCAAAAUUUAAAGUAAUCCCACAGGACUCGACCUUAUUUUUACAAUGUUGGAGUUAGAAUCCUGUCUCAUUAAAUCCUAGUACUUGAGGCACCCUUGAAAAAUGAUAUUCACAGUUUUAUUUUGUGUUUUAUAAUUGUUUACCAAUAGUUUGAUGUUUCUUUUAUCAAAAUUAUUGGUAAAAUGAAUUCUCUGCAAACAUUUAUGACAGUGGCCAUCUCUUUGAAAUUUGUCUCUACUUGAGCUUGAGGAAAUAUCAUGAAUUAUACAAAAUUUAUUUUUUUUUAAAACGGCAUAGUGAAAGUAAUUUAAAUUUUGCAUAAAAGUCUCUCACUGGAUACAGUAUAGUGCUGUAACAUUGUUUUGAACAUUUGAAAUAUUCACCAUCAGGUGGGUCAUACGUUAUGUUGAUUUAAAAUAAAAAGAUCUGCACAAGA